AUGUCUUCCUUCGGCUUCGACACCACUGCCGACGAGGUCGCAUCGAUCUGUUCUUCCACCAUCCGUGGCAAGACUGUCUUGAUCACCGGAGCUUCCCCCAACAGCCUAGCCGCAGAAUUCGCCCUCUCCAUCUCCAAACAUGCCCCAGGCCUAAUCAUUCUCGCUGGUCGCAGCGCCGCCAAGAACGAGCAGACAGCUGCCGAAAUCAAGAAGGUCGCACCCGACGUCUCGACUCGCUUCCUCCAGCUAGACCUUGGCUCCAUGGCGAGCAUCCGCGAGUCUGCAAAGGAGGUCAACGGCUACACAGACGUGGACCACAUCGACGUCCUCAUGAACAGCGCCGGUAUCAUGGCCGGUCCGUACGCGCAAACGGCCGAUGGCAUCGAAGCGCAAUUCGGCACGAACCAUCUGGGCCAUUUCUUGUUCACCAAUCUGAUCAUGGACAAGCUGGUCUCGGCUGAUGGCAGCAAGCCAUCCCGGGUGGUGAAUGUCACGAGCAUGGGCCACCAAUUGUCGCCUAUUCGGUUCCAGGACUGGAAUUUUGACGAUGGCAAGGCGUAUGACCAGUGGUUUGGCUAUGGCCAGUCGAAGACCGCUAAUAUGCUUUUCUCGAGGGCUCUCGCGGCACGCUAUGCUAGCAAGGGCCUUACCUCUGUGAGCGUGCACCCGGGGGCGAUUCUUACGAAUCUGGUCGGGAGCACUACAGAUGAUGACUGGGCUGCGUUGAAAAAAAUCGCACACAGCCAUGGACUUGCCGAUUUCAAGGCCGAAUUCAAGUUUAAAACUUUCCAGCAGGGUGCUGCUACUCAGCUCUUUGCGGCAUUCCAUGAUUCUGUUCUUGGGGAGAAUAAUGGGAAAUACCUUUUCGAUUGCCAGGUUAUUGAUGACGAGAGUGUCAUUUCUUGGGCUAGAGACCCAAUUGAUGCCGAGCACCUGUGGCGACUGAGUGAGGAGAUUGUGGGACAGCAAUUUGGACCCUAG
Messenger RNA from Penicillium chermesinum, 981 nucleotides. Its product is annotated as short-chain dehydrogenase. NCBI's taxonomy places the organism in Eukaryota, Fungi, Ascomycota, Eurotiomycetes, Eurotiales, Aspergillaceae. The record is from RefSeq and is a predicted model, not a curated record. The transcript is spliced from 4 exons. The coding region runs from base 1 to 981 and encodes 326 amino acids.